This is a messenger RNA of Lampris incognitus (smalleye Pacific opah), 2921 nucleotides long. It is a transcript of the gene ccdc93, whose product is annotated as coiled-coil domain containing 93. Lineage: Eukaryota; Metazoa; Chordata; Actinopteri; Lampriformes; Lampridae. The coding region runs from base 110 to 2014 and encodes 634 amino acids. The record is from RefSeq and is a predicted model, not a curated record. The transcript is spliced from 23 exons. Gene Ontology annotation, biological process: Golgi to plasma membrane transport.
UUGUGAAAAUAGACAGAGGGACAUUUAUGAGAUAAACGAAAGUUAUGUGGCUGAGGACGCUGCUGACCAUAAGCUUUGGUCAUGUGAUUUAACACCACAUCAGUCCAACAUGGCGGCUACGUCGGUCUUCCACAGAGUGAGAGCAGGAUCCAAGAUAGGUGCGCAGUAUGACCAAGAGGGCAACCUCAUUCAGGUGGAAACACGAGAGGAUGAAGAGCAGAGUGUUAAGCUUGCAGAGAUCCUGGAGCUCCUGCUGGCAGCUGGAUAUUUCAGAGCCCGAAUCAAAGGCCUGUCCCCUUUUGACAAGGUGGUUGGUGGGAUGACCUGGUGUAUCACCACAUGUAACUUUGACAUUGAUGUGGAUCUACUUUUCCAAGAAAACUCCACAAUCGGCCAAAAAAUAGCCCUCACCGAGAAAAUAGUGUCUGUUCUUCCGAAGAUGAAGUGCCCUCAUCGCCUGGAGCCCCAUCAAAUCCAAGGGCUGGAUUUCAUUCACAUCUUUCCAGUCAUACAGUGGCUAGUGAAGAAAGCCAUAGAGACCAGGGAGGAGAUGGGUGACUAUGUGAGAGCCUACUCCAUAUCUCAGUUCCAGAAAACUCACAGCUUCCCAGAGGAUCAAGAUGUUCUCCACAGGAAGGACAAGGCCAUGGCAGCUGUUCGAGAUGUGUCGGAAGUGUACAAACCACAGAGGAAAUAUAAGAGGCAGGUGGACGCAGGGGAGCUUUUGGAUGAGGAGUCUAGGGUUCACUCUACACUUCUGGAGUAUGGCAGGCGCUAUGGAUUCAGCAAGCACUCUAAACAGGAAAAAGUGGAUGAGCAGAAGGCCUCAUUGGCUGCUGGCUCUCAGACAACUUCUUCUGGAGGGACAGAUGUGUCGGAGGAGGAGGACCUGCAGGCCGCAGAGGAGUUGCACAUAAAAACUCUGAUGACCAACAUGGCUGCAAUGGCAACAGAGGAGGGGAGGCUGACUGCCAGUGCAGUGGGUCAGAUAGUGGGACUGCAGUCUGAGGAGAUAAAGCAGAUUGCCUCAGAGUAUGCCGAGAAGCAAUCUGAGCUGUCGUCAGAGGACCGCACAGAGCGGUUUGGCCCGCUCCAGCAGCAUCGUAGGAUGGUGGCUUCGCUCAACAAACAGAUCCAGCAAAAUAAAAAACAACUAGAAGAGCUUGAGGCCAAACAUGCAGAGGUGAAGACGGCUUGUGAAGAGGCCAAGAGAAAGCUGGCGGAGGCUACAGAGCACACUGAGCAACUGGACAAAGACCUGAAGUCUUUAGAGGAGGGAGAGUUGCAGGCUGACAGCAGCCUAUUAGAGAAGAUGAGAGCUCUGGUAGCCAUGAACGACAACCUCAAGAACCAAGAACAAGAGUUCCGCACACACUGCAGAGAGGAGAUGGCCCGUCUCCAGCAAAAUAUUGAGGAUCUAAAGAUGGCUUCAGGAGAUGAUACAGAGGAAGAGAGGGAGAGGAAGCAGGUCAUAGAUAAACAGUACAACACAGACCGAGAGAAGCUGCAGAAGAUCCGCUUGCUCAUGGCUCGGAGGAACCGUGAGAUUGCCAUCCUGCAAAGGAAGAUCGACGAGGUGCCCAGUCGGGCCGAGCUGACCCAAUAUCAGAAGAGGUUCAUUGAACUGUAUGGCCAAGUCUCUGCAACACAUAAAGAGACCAAGCAGUUCUUCACCCUUUACAACACAUUAGAUGACAAGAAAGUGUAUCUUGAGAAGGAGGUGAACCUGCUGAAUUCCAUCCAUGACAACUUCCAGCAGGCGAUGUCAUCUUCAGGAGCCAAAGAACAGUUCCUGAGACAGAUGGAACAGAUUGUGGAAGGCAUCAAACAGAGUCGCAUCAAGAUGGAGAAGAAGAAGCAGGAGAACAAGAUGAGGAGAGAUCAGCUCAAUGAUGAAUACCUGGAGCUGCUCGACAAACAGCGACUUUACUUUAAAACUGUCAAGGACUUCAAAGAGGAGUGUCGGAAGAAUGAGAUGCUGCUAUCCAAGCUGAGGACAAAGGGUGCCUCAUAGCCCUGACCGCUCUUCUGUAUGAACAGUCUGUAUUUUGACCUUCACCUUCUCAAUAUUUCAACUGUAACUGGACCAUGCAUUUUCUUUGGGCUAAACCCAAUCAGUGAUCAGGGUUUGGUUUUUUUUGUCUUUGACAUUCCAUCCUCCGUGUCGGCAUAUUUUACAGUUGAUAAGAUUGUAAACAAAUUUUCUAGCUAUUUUUUGACUUGAAUAUAAACCACCGUGAAGUGUGUUCUGCCUUUUAGAUUUACUAAUGUGCCAUUCAUAUGUGCCAUGUGGAGCUGAUGAAGAAGCAGCAGUGGAUUUAAUCGGAAAGAUGUACUGUGAUUUUUAUUGUGUGCGAUUCUCACUUUGUUGAGAUUGAGUACUGGAAUGUUAUGCUUCACACAGCCUGAACAAAUAGUAACAUUUCCGUAAGCACAGGGUUUUGAAACUGGAAAGUUUGCAACCUCCAUGACCCAGAAUUUCAAAUCAAGUCUAGAAUUUUUUUUGUCCCAACUAAAGGACCAGGUUCAAUCCUCCAUGGUUAAACCUUAAAGUGUUAUGGACCAUGAUCCCCUCCUGUUCCCGGGGACCUGAAGACUUGGCUGCUCCUGUGCCCCAGAGGAUGGAAAGAAAACUUCCUUUAUUAGCAAUUGAAAAAAAGCUAAAAAAAAUAAAUAAAUCUAUAAGGUCUUGGAAAAGAUGUGGAAUUUUAAAAUGGAAAAUCUGUGGGAACCCCGUAGUUAAUUAGCCAUCAAGAUCCAUUGAAUCGUUCAAGUUUUCUUUGUCAUAGCUGUCAAUCUUUGCUCUGUUGGGGCUUAUUUCAACUCUGCUGGUGAGCAGACAUUCAUGAGUUUUUAGAACUACCUUAAUUCUGUAUGCAGUAGCAUUCAGCCCUCCAAAAGGUUUUCGAAAUAAAUAACAC